GCGCGGGAAGGUUCUCUUUCCUAUCGAAUGCACUUCCGUGGUGCCAAAGAAACUCGUCACGUUGUGUGGCAGGCUAUCCCUAUAUGAGGCUCUAUCCGCGACGUGACUUCGACUCUGUAAACUAUGCCGAUCAUCUCUAUGGACGAUGAUGUGUCUCAAUCCUACAGCUAUGUGCUUGUCGGCGGUGGGACAGCAGGUUUGACCCUCGCAGCAAGGCUUUCAGAAGAUCCUUCGGUAUCUGUCCUUGUUCUUGAAGCUGGUAGCUUCAAUCCAGAAGACCAGUUGAUAUCGCGUCCCGUACAGUAUGGCGCUCAUCUCGGUCAGGAUGCUUAUGCUUGGACUUUUAAGACUGUCCCUCAGGAGAAUGUUGCGGAAAGGCAGAUUGGAUGGGAGAGAGGGAAAAUUCUGGGGGGAAGCUCUGCAAUCAACUUCUCUGUUUGGACGAAUCCCGCGAAAGGGGACAUAGAUGACUGGGAGAGGCUCGGCAAUGCCGGCUGGAACUGGCAAAACUUCAGCAAAUAUCUUUCAAAGGCAAUCUUUAUCACUCCGCCAAGCGGCUCCUCAGCACAGCUUGAACGGCGAGGUAGUCUGGAAACUUGGAAUUUACCGAAGAACGGUCCCCUCCAAGUAUCUUUUCCACGUACUCUCCCGGAUGUAGAUAUUCGUUUUCACGAGGCUUUAGUGAAUUUGGGUGUGCCGAAUGCCCCGUUACCGCUCGAUGGAGAUCCCCACGGUACUUUCUUCGCAGCGAAUACGUUAGAUCCCUCGUCUCAUUCGCGUUCUUACUCAACGAACUUCUAUCUGCGAAACUCGGACCGCCCGAAUCUAUCCAUUCUGCUAUCCGCAUAUGCCACCAAAGUGGUCUUUUCUGAUGCAGAAGGAGAUCUGACUGCUACUGGAGUUGAGUUUGUUCAUGAAGACAAGUCCUAUGUGGUGCGCGCGGACAAGGAAGUGAUUCUAUGUGCUGGAGCGCUAAAGACCCCUCAUCUUUUGGAGCUCUCCGGAAUCGGACGUCCCGAUGUAUUGAAACAAGCUGGCAUCAUUCAGAGGCUUGAUCUUCCUGUGGGGGAGAAUGUGCAAGAGCAUGUGUUUGUGUCGCUGAGCUACGAAUUGAAGGAUGGAGUAGCAGAUGACACUCUCGACGUUCUUGACGAUGAGGAUGAACGCCAGAAGCACAUUGAUCUUCACGCCCACGGUGAAGGAGUCUUCAGUAUGGGCAUCGUCAACUUCGCCUUCCUGCCCCUAAAUGCACUGUCUCCCCGCUCCCAUACCAUAUAUUCGACGAGCAUUAAUACCAUCAAGGAGAAGAUCGCUCAAGGAAAGUAUUCUUCUGGAGCUGCGGAAACCCUCAAAAUGCAGUUUCAGAAGGUCGGAAGAAACGCCUUGGAUUGUGAGAUCACGACUUUGCCCGGGUUCCUUUCAGGCCCAAAUCCCCCUAGACCAGGAAAAAAACAUUUCACCAUUUUUUGCAUGAAUAAUAGUCUGUUCUCGAGGGGAACGGCGCAUAUCACCUCCAGUGAUCCCUUGGUGCAUCCCGCAUAUGAUCCCUGUUACUUUGGAGAUACAAUUGAUAUUGAAGCCCUAAUCGAAACUGUAAAAUUUGCACGGAAGGCUUGCCGAACAGCCCCAUUCAAAGAUGUCCUCGAUGACGAGCCGGUGGAAGUCAACCCAGGUCCGAAUGUCCAGACCGACGAAGAGAUUGGCGCUUGGAUCAAGCAGGUUCUGUCCUCAACUUGGCACACGAUCGGAACUGCCUCGAUGCUUCCGAGGGACAAGGGUGGGGUCGUAGACUCCAAACUCAAGGUGUAUGGUACCACCAAUCUUCGUGUUGUGGAUCUCUCCAUUUCACCCAUGCAAGUCGCUGCACAUACCCAAUCACUCGCAUAUGGAAUUGCUGAGCAGGCGGCGGAUAUUAUUAAAGGUUUGAUUUAAGUUCUUAUAUUAAGAGUCGCAGCGGAUCCGGUUUUUGGAAUUGUAUAAUAGAUUUUCUAGACUGAAGUGAAUAAAUUUAACAAUAGUAGUGUCGGCCGGCC
Guyanagaster necrorhizus is the source of this 2033-nucleotide messenger RNA. Its product is annotated as alcohol oxidase. The coding region runs from base 124 to 1932 and encodes 602 amino acids. The record is from RefSeq and is a predicted model, not a curated record. The transcript is spliced from 25 exons. NCBI's taxonomy places the organism in Eukaryota, Fungi, Basidiomycota, Agaricomycetes, Agaricales, Physalacriaceae. Gene Ontology annotation, molecular function: oxidoreductase activity, acting on CH-OH group of donors; flavin adenine dinucleotide binding.